Molecule: messenger RNA, 1600 nt
Organism: Amaranthus tricolor (Joseph's coat)
Lineage: Eukaryota; Viridiplantae; Streptophyta; Magnoliopsida; Caryophyllales; Amaranthaceae
Product: putative transcription factor bHLH086
Exons: 5
Coding region: 149-1189 (346 amino acids)
Biological process (GO): regulation of DNA-templated transcription
Molecular function (GO): DNA-binding transcription factor activity; protein dimerization activity
Source: RefSeq, a predicted model, not a curated record
CUCAAACUUAUUGCUUGCUAGUAUCUUCUGGCUUGUUUUUAGGCUUGAAGCCAAACCCUAGAUAGCUAAAAACUCACAAAAGUACAUCACCUAAACUAUAACCUAGACUACUAAUACUAAAUCUUUUUGUUAGCUAGUUUUUCUACCUAUGGCCCUUGCAAAAGAUCAUCAAACACCCUCGUGUUCAUUCUAUGGUAGUAUGUUUGAAGGCGGUUCGUCGCUUCAAUUCCCUCAUAUCUCCCCUUAUGGGUUUGAUGAUUAUAAUCAAAAACAACAAGAAGAUGUUGAUAGUCUAGAAAGCCCUAAUAGUAACAAGAUGAUGAACAAUAGUCAAGUUUUAAGCCCUUCUCCACCCCUUUCUAGUUCAAGUAGUGCAAAUUCAAGCAAUAAUGGAUUUGUUAUCCAUCGUCCUCACACUUCAAACUAUCAUCCUCAUGAAGAAGCUCACUCCUUAAUUAACUUCAAAGCUAGUUAUGAAAGCUUUAUGCAUGGUAAUGGAUCUUUACUUAGCUUUCAACAAGAUGAUCAAGCAACAAAUAAUUCUAAUUACCCUAAUAAUGAUCAUCAUUCAUCCUUUCCAAUUUGGGAAGGUAGUAGUUGUAGUAGUGGUAUGAGCCAUGAUCACCUUAAAAUGAUGAAGAAUUGUGGUUCAAAUAUGCGCCUUUUGGAAGAGGUUAAUUGUUUACAAACAACAAGUAUUGGUGGCUAUCAAGAUGAAGCUAAUGAAUGGUUGUUUGCUGAAACUAUUGUUGAUCCACCUCAAGAAUCCGGAACUCCACAAACAUCCUUCCAUAAAAGACUUUAUAUGGAGGAAGAUAACAUGCAAGCUUCUAAGAAACAGUGCACAAAUGGUUUCUCAAAAAAGCCUGCAAAAUCCAAGCCUUCAACUUCUAAGGAUCCUCAAAGCAUUGCUGCCAAGAAUCGACGAGAACGAAUCAGUGAAAGGCUAAAAAUACUCCAAGAUCUUGUCCCCAAUGGUUCUAAGGUUGAUUUGGUGACCAUGUUAGAGAAAGCUAUUGGUUAUGUCAAAUUCCUUCAAUUGCAAGUGAAGGUAUUGGCAACCGAUGAAUUUUGGCCGGCAGCCGGUGGAAAAGCUCCCGAUAUUUCUCAAGUAAGGGAAGCCAUUGAUGCAAUUCUUUCCACCCAACGAUCUUCGGAAAGAUCAACACCAAGUACAAGCACAAAGUAGAAUUGAAUGAUGAGUAAAAGAGACGUAUUUUACGAGAGAUUGAAGUAAGAGGACGAAGAAGAUCAAAGAAGCUAAGAAGAGACAAAAGGAAUUCAAAUAAUAUUAAACAAAUAUGAAGUCAUAGAGACAAAGUUCUCAGACAAAUUAAUUACCUAACUUAGUAACAAAAACCUAGGUAAGAAAAAAAGAUUUUAUCUGAACAAAUACUACUUUUUAGAAAAGAUCUUAAAUUCGAUUCUCACUUACUCAAUAUAAUAAAAAAAAACUAGGUAAUUACUACUUCUUGGAGGAGUUUAGGAACUUUAGGCCUAGAUUCCAUGUAGGGGACAAUAGAUAUUGUCAAAUGUUUAUUUGUUUGUAUUUACUUUUUUGUUUAAUAAUUAAUUAUAUUUCUUACUUAUCUUCAUGUAA